UCGACGCAAUUCAAGAUGUUGGAAUUCCGAAUUGGAUUUGUUGCACUAUUAACCUUCGUUUGUUCUCGGUCACUAGCAGGUGAAGAAUUACAGUACACCACACUCGGACAGCUGGCGUUCGGAUGUCCACAAGGAUGGAAGUCUUUUGAAACUAAUUGCUAUUUCCUGGCGGAUUUUAACAUGGAAUUUGAAGACGCUGAGAAAACAUGUGAAAACCUGGGUACUAUGUCUUUAAAAAUAGACGAUGACAUUGAAAAUAAGAAGGUCGCUGAGUUUGCUAGAAACGUUUCCUGGACCAGGUUUUGGAAUGGACAUAAAUAUUCAGAGUCUGUGUCACAACAUUACAAUUUUUGUACCCUUUUCUAUGAAAAUAAAACUCGUUAUGUACGACCUGAAGAAGAUACAUCACUGGCUGUGAUAGUUCACCAAGCAAAAGCAGUUGGAAUGCUGUAG
Molecule: messenger RNA, 453 nt
Organism: Gigantopelta aegis
Lineage: Eukaryota; Metazoa; Mollusca; Gastropoda; Neomphalida; Peltospiridae
Product: snaclec 4-like
Exons: 6
Coding region: 16-453 (145 amino acids)
Source: RefSeq, a predicted model, not a curated record